Messenger RNA from Daucus carota subsp. sativus, 2316 nucleotides. Its product is annotated as S-adenosyl-L-methionine-dependent tRNA 4-demethylwyosine synthase. Gene Ontology annotation, molecular function: 4 iron, 4 sulfur cluster binding; FMN binding; catalytic activity. Gene Ontology annotation, biological process: wybutosine biosynthetic process. The transcript has 8 exons. The coding region runs from base 219 to 2147 and encodes 642 amino acids. The record is from RefSeq and is a predicted model, not a curated record. NCBI's taxonomy places the organism in Eukaryota, Viridiplantae, Streptophyta, Magnoliopsida, Apiales, Apiaceae.
AGAGCGCUCGCUUUGCAUGCGAGAGGCACGGGGUUCGAUCCCCCGCAUCUCCAGUUUUUUUCUCCCCUCCAGAACGGCAGAACCCCGCUUUGAUCUAUUAUUUCCGUCUCUUCAUCAAGUCAAUCUGUAACCUUACUCUCUUCUGAAACAUAACAAAUCUCCUCCCAAACUCUUUUUAUUCCACAAAAGGGCAAAGCCCAGAAAAUUAAAUUCCAACCAUGUCCCCUCCAUCAACACUCACCAUCACAACACACCUCACUCUCCUCACACUCCUCACCGCCGCCACCUCGUACCUGUUCUACAAGUCUCGCCGCCUUAAACUCCUCAAACUCCAAUCCUUAAACCCUAAUUUCUCGCCUCGAAAACCCAAACUCAUCUACGUCUCCCAAACAGGCACUUGUAAAACCCUAGCUCACCGUCUCCACGCUCUAUUAGCUUCCAGUAAUCUGUUAUUUGAUUUAGUUGAUUCGAAAGAUUACGAGCCGGAGGAGUUGCAUAAGGAGAGUGUUGUUUUGGUUGUUGUGUCUACUUGGGAGAAUGGGAGUGCUCCUAGUAGUGGGAGGUUUUUGGCUGAUUGGCUUUCGGAGAGUGUGAGUGAUUUUCGGGUGGGGAAUUUGUUGCUUAGUGGUGUUAAGUUUGCGGUUUUUGGCGUUGGGAGUAGAAUGUAUGAUGAGACGUAUAAUGUGGUUGGGAGGGAGUUUUCCAAGGGGAUGAGGGCGUUGGGAGGGGCCGAGGUUUUGGGGUUUUGUGAAGGGGAUGUGGAUGGGGAGUUGGAUGAGGUUUUUGAUGCGUGGAGUAGGGAUGUGGUUGGGGUUUUGAAAGGGGGUGUUGAGGGGAAUGGGGGGUUUGUUUGUGAUGCGAGUGAUGACGAGGUAGUUGAUGAGGAUGAGGAUGAUUAUGACGAGGAGGAGGAUGUGGAGGGGGGUGAGGAGGGGAUUGUGGAUUUGGAAGAUCUUGCGGGAAGAGGACCUUCGCGGAACUUUGUUGUAGAGGUCAAGAAAGUUAAUGGCAAAGUGAACGGGGAAAAAGAGAUGGUAACACCGGUGAUUAGAGCAAGCUUGGUGAAGCAGGGGUAUAAAAUCAUCGGUUCGCAUAGUGGUGUUAAACUUUGUAGAUGGACUAAAUCACAACUGAGAGGACGUGGAGGUUGCUACAAACAUUCAUUUUAUGGCAUCGAGAGUCACAGAUGUAUGGAGGCAACCCCGAGUUUGGCAUGCGCCAACAAAUGUGUGUUCUGCUGGAGACACCAUACAAACCCUGUAGGAAAGAGUUGGCAGUGGAAGAUGGACGAUCCAUUAGAUAUUGUAAAUACUGCAAUUGAUCUGCAUACAAAAAUGAUUAAGCAAAUGAAAGGAGUGCCAGGUGUCAAGGCUGAGCGCUUAUUAGAAGGCCUUUCCCCUAGGCACUGUGCCUUGUCACUUGUUGGGGAACCUAUAAUGUAUCCUGAGAUCAACUCGCUUGUGGAUGAACUGCAUCAACGGCGAAUAUCUACUUUUCUUGUAACAAAUGCACAAUUCCCUGAAAAAAUUAAAGCACUGCGACCAAUAACUCAGUUAUAUGUAAGCGUAGAUGCUGCAACGAAGGAGAGCCUGAAAGCAGUUGAUAGGCCGCUCUUUGGAGACUUUUGGGAGCGUUUCCUUGAUUCCCUUAAAUCUUUGAGGGAGAAGAAACAGCGAACCGUGUACCGCUUAACGCUAGUAAAAGGAUGGAAUACUGAGGAGAUAGAUGCAUAUUACAGCCUCUUCGAUGUUGGCGAUCCUGACUUCAUCGAAAUCAAAGGCGUCACCUACUGUGGAUCGUCUGCUACAUCAAAGUUGACUAUGGAGAAUGUUCCAUGGCACGCUGAUGUAAAAUCUUUUUCAGAGGCCUUAGCUGAAAAGAGCAAAGGAGUUUAUGAGGUUGCUUGUGAGCAUGUACACUCAUGUUGUGUUCUUCUGGCAAAAGUAGACAAGUUUAAGAUCAAUGGCCAAUGGUAUACAUGGAUAGACUAUGAGAAGUUCCACGACCUGGUGGCUGCGGGAAAACCUUUUGACAGCAAGGAUUAUAUGGCCCCCACACCUUCUUGGGCUGCAUAUGGAGCUGAGGAAGGAGGAUUUGAUCCGAAGCAAAUCAGAUUCAAGAAGGAACGGCAUCACAAGGCAAAAUAAAUUAACUCCGGUAGUUUUGUAAGAAACAAGAUCAAAUGGUUAUACGAUGUUAGUAUCGGUUGCUAGAUAGUUUCUAUUUUCUAUUUUCCGUCAGAUAUAGCCAUAUAGGCUUUGUAGUUUGUACCUUACAAGAGUAUCUUGGUUAAUUCGAAAGAAACAAUUUUGCAUA